Phanerochaete carnosa HHB-10118-sp is the source of this 1407-nucleotide messenger RNA. RefSeq lists its product as uncharacterized. The record is from RefSeq and is a predicted model, not a curated record. The transcript is spliced from 8 exons. Lineage: Eukaryota; Fungi; Basidiomycota; Agaricomycetes; Polyporales; Phanerochaetaceae. The coding region runs from base 1 to 1407 and encodes 468 amino acids. Gene Ontology annotation, molecular function: iron ion binding; oxidoreductase activity, acting on paired donors, with incorporation or reduction of molecular oxygen; heme binding.
AUGUUCGGCGUACAGGGAAUUGCACUCUUCGGACUAGUAGCGCUCUUUGCAGUCUUAGCAUGGCGUCACAGUCGAAGGCUGCCUCUUCCUCCAGCUUCGACGAGUUCCGGCGACUCCCACAUACAGCCCUGGAGGGCUUAUGCCGAGCACUCUAAAACUCUUGGACCUCUUUUGACUGUGAGCUCGUUGGGCCGCCAGGUCCUCGUCAUCAACACGGUCGAAGCCGUCACAGAACUGCUCGACAAGCGUAAAAACUUUGCCUGCAGACCGCGAUGGCCCAUGGCAGACCUGUUGGGGCGUCAGAAGAACGUCGGCUUCCAGUACUACGGAGAGCGCCUCAAGCAGUCGCGCAAAGUGCUCCACAGUUCGCUGAACGCAAACGUCAUCCGCACGACAUGGAACGGUAUUCUCGGCGAAUAUUCUUCUAAGCUCAUGCUUCGCUUCCUGGAAUCUCCUGAGACGUUCUAUGAGGACGUGCAUCGCUGUAUCGAUCUACUGAUCGUCCGCUUCGCCUACGGUCGCGAGCCUGACGCAGAGCACCUUCAGCUCGCGAAAUCUGCAAUGCAAGACACGAACGAAGCGCUGCAGCCGGGCAGAUGGCUGGUUGACACUAUUCCCGCUCUCGCCUACGUCCCUUCCUGGUUUCCUGGUGCAAGUUAUAUGCGAUGGGCGCGGUCUGCUAGAGAAAAAUACCAGAUGUUGACGCAGACGCCCUUUUUACGCGUGAAAUGUGACCUGCAAUUCAAUGGAGAUGCUCCUCUGUCGUUCGCCCGUCACGCCCUUGAAACGUCUGCUGGGACAGCCGAGGAUGAAGAUGUCAUUAUGUCAGCGGCUGGCAGCCUUUACAGCGGUAUGUGCACCACUUCCAAGAACAGUGCAGUCUUGAACGCCAUACUGCUACUUACCCUCCACCCAGAGGUCCAGUCCCGGGCCUAUGCUGAGCUCCUGGCCGCUGUAGGCUCUGAUCGCCUCCCAGAGACGCAGGACAUGAACUAUCUGCCGUACAUGAACUGUGUCAUUCAAGAGUGCCACCGUUUCAGUCCUGCCGUUCCACUUGUCACCCAUUCCAACAUCGACGAGGACUCGUACCUUGGCUACCGCAUUCCCAAGAAGACGUGGAUCAUGGCCAACGUCUGGGCGAUGCUCCACAACGAGAAAGAGUACGGACACCCCUCCGACUUCAACCCGGAUCGGUUCGCACCGGAGAAAGGGAAGCCUGUUCCAAGGGACCCUCGAACGGUGCUCUAUGGCUUUGGCCGCAGGGUUUGUCCCGGGCUGCAUUUCGCGAACCACUUCAUAUUCCUGGUGAUAUCGAGGCUCAUCGCGUGCUUCGAGCUCCAUCCUCAGGAGCUAGAGGGGAAAACGAUGCGCCCGCCACUGCAGUACACCACUGCGCUGAUCUCGUAA